Molecule: messenger RNA, 624 nt
Organism: Moesziomyces aphidis
Lineage: Eukaryota; Fungi; Basidiomycota; Ustilaginomycetes; Ustilaginales; Ustilaginaceae
Source: the annotation of a GenBank genome assembly
AUGUCCGACAACAUGCCCUUCAUCAAGUCCAAUACUGAACAGACGCUGGACUUUGGAACCCUGGACGUCGAUACGAUACCUUCGGUGUGGCUUUUUACCGGACACAAAAUUCAGAUCGAGCAGGUCUAUGAGUUCAAAUCUCAGGCUCGAGCUAUCAUGUACUUCGAUCAUGUGGAUUAUGUCGAACGCAAGUCCUCCCGUGUUGUCUUGACCUUCGAUCAUGGGGAAUGGGUCCAACGCGAGUCCUCCCGCGGUGUCGUGACCAACGUCAUGGUGCACUUCAUUGCUCCCCUCGACCUCGUGGGCGCCGUCGUGGCGGCCGCCAGGCAGCUGCCUGGCUUCAAGAGCCUCUUCAUGCCCGAAAGAAAAGUCCUACCUCGCCAGAGGCCGAUCACGGAUCUGCCUUCUGCCACUUGGGUGUUAUGUCGCAAUUCGGCCUCGACCCACGUCCCAUCCUCGCGUGCUUUAAGCAAGGUCUCUUUCUACGAGAGGUUGUUCGGCCCUGACCCCGAAAAGGCCGCAGACAUUGCUGGCACCGGAAAUGAUUCGCGCAGUCGCGUGGCUGGCAACAAAGCUGAGACUGGAGCUGAUCUCCUCGGCCUGCCCCAUCAGCACCUCGUUUGA